CAUGACUGCUACCACCCCUCUACCCUCGUCUGUACUUUGUCAUAGUGAGCUUAUCCGUAACAGCAAUAAUGCCGCCGAAUGAACCAGCAAUCCCUGGGGCAUUAGCAGAGAAUAUCCCUGAGUGCCCGUCCCCUGAAAAAACGGAGAAGGCUGAACACCACUACUUGCGCCGUAACUUUAUAUGGGCUAAGGCAAACAAUUCAACUCCCGCACAAGAAUAUGAUAGUCCAGGGCAGCACUGGGGUGCUCCGCGUUCGCAAUAUGAUUGGCAGCCAUAUGACCCAUCAUCCGUUCAGCCUGCGCCACCUCGCGAGGACAUCGAGAAUUACUUUUACCUCGAUAUCCGGUAUGCUGACCGGGACACGGAACCUGAUGCAGUUUUCAGUCAUUUCAGUAGUACCUUGAUUGACUUCUCGCGCAUGGCUAUUGGCGACGAAUUUUUCGAACCAAACCCAGAAUCGCCUCUCCCUCACUUUGUCUUCAAACUCGAUAAGCUCAAGGCCCACCAUUUGGAUGCACGUUCAGCUUUAUCUAAUCUUUCAGGGGAGGAGUUGAAGAAAAAAGCACGCGAUCUUGGCCGUUUGGACUCGUUGACCCCCCAGAAAACUAUACAAGAUGCCCAGCAGUACCUCGAGGAUCUCGUUGAUCAGUUGGACAUUCUCAUACCUUUGGUUGAGAAAGAGUUCGAACCUAUAUCCAAGCGCCUGGAACUAGAGCUAUCUUAUGGCCACAUUUCAUUUGAUCUUCUCAAGUACUACUUCAAGAAAGGAGAGAGAUACUAUUACGAGUCUUUCGGCGAUAAGCUGGCCUUUGUACUAAAUGACACGAGCAAGGACUCGACUUUUGGUAUUCUUAGCGUUAAUGGCCGUGGUAUGAUAUGGGAUGGCCAUGCAUAUGUCUACGUGAGAAGAGAUGUUGGCAUUGGUCGUUACCCCGGGACAAAGGCAUUAUCUGAUCUUGAGUGCAAGAUCAUGCAAGAAGAUGUACACAAUGAACUGACUGAGCGCGGAAGAUUGUAUGCUGCUGUGUCGGGGAUUCAUUUCAAGUCAUAUGAUGGCCGCCGUGUGGUCAUUGAUAAAAAUGGCUAUCGUAACAGAAAGCCGGGCUCCCCACGUGACUAUGAUGAUGAAUAUAUUCCCCAUUAUGCACCUUCAAUUGUUGAUGGUGACGUACUUCAUUCUCGUCCUGGUUCCCCUUGCGCCGGUGACAACUCACGGCCGGAAUUUUUAGAGGAAGACCGACUGUACCUUUUACCAGUGAAAGUACAAGGUUUCGAUAUCCAUCGCAAGUCUUGGGAGACGUUUGACGUUCGUAAACUUGAGGAGAUCCAUUUUGAUGAACAUGCUUGGGACCAUCUCGUUCUUAAUAAAUCGACAAAGGCUCUUGUCAAAGGGCUCGUCAAUGUUACGAGGAUGACCAAUACAUCCAAGGAGGUGUUCUCUGACGUCAUUACUGGGAAAGGUGGAGGAUUGAUUGCGCUCCUACAUGGUCCACCUGGGACAGGCAAAACUCUGACCGCGGAAGCUGUGGCCGAACACUUGAAACGACCACUCUAUGUUCUCAGUUCACUUGAGCUUUCGACUGUACCCGCUGAAUUGGAGAAAAAGCUGGGUGAUGUUCUGAAGCUUGCAACGACAUGGGAUGCAGUCGUCCUCAUUGACGAAGCCGAUGUGUUUCUGGAGCAGAGGAGUCUUCAUGAGUUGGAGCGAAACGCUCUCGUUUCUGUUGCUCUUCGGGUCCUCGAGUACCAUCGCGGUGUCCUUUUCUUGACUACCAAUCGUAUUCAAGCCUUUGACGAAGCCUUCCUAUCCCGGUUUUCCAUUGCCGUGAAGUACCCAGAGCUGGAUGUUGACGCCCGUUUGACCAUCUGGCGCAAAUUCUUUGAGCUUGCUGGGUGCGAACUGUGGGGUGGCAGUGGACAGCCUGAAGACGGACGGCAGAGCCCGGAUGAGUUUGUCAAACUUGAAGGACAAGAACCGCAAUGCUAUGUUUCGCUUGCCGACCUGAAGGAACUGGCUGCGAAGCCUUUCAACGGUCGUACUAUCAAGAAUCUUGUGCGGACCGCACAAGCGUUGGCCAUGUCAUCGGACGAACCGCUUUCCCUUGAACACGUCAAGGUUGUAGUUGAAGCGCAAGAGAAAUUCUUGACCGAGUUUGCUAACAUGAAAGUAUGACCGACCGUCCCAUUAUGACCGCGGAUCUUUGGCUAUUGUGUAACAGGUUGUUACGUUGUUUUUGUACGUGGUGUCUUUGACAGAAUCUUAAACAAGCAUAGCAUCGAGUCACAGGGUUGAUGUCCAACAAGAUUGUACAGACACAAGAUAAGGUUGAAUGAAACUUUUUUGAGGGGGCUUUGGUGUUGGACACCAGUUGUCCGUCGUACGUUGA
This is a messenger RNA of Suillus discolor, 2388 nucleotides long. Its product is annotated as P-loop containing nucleoside triphosphate hydrolase protein. The record is from RefSeq and is a predicted model, not a curated record. Gene Ontology annotation, molecular function: ATP hydrolysis activity; ATP binding. Bases 69 to 2174 code for a protein of 701 amino acids. Lineage: Eukaryota; Fungi; Basidiomycota; Agaricomycetes; Boletales; Suillaceae. The transcript is spliced from 24 exons.